AAACAUUGGAUUUCAUUUCUGCAUGCAUGUCGUGCUUUGGCUUUUUGCGGUGUUUUAUUUGAAUGAUUUUGGACGAGAAAGUUAUAGAUUUGAACUUAAAUUGAAUCCAGAUAUGCCACUCAAAAUCAACUUCUAACUUGGAAGUUCUCUGCCGCAAAAUGCUGAGCAAGCAGUACUUUCUGCUAACCAGUUUGAGUCGGAUUCAUGGAAGCAGCUGUUACAUCACCUCCAGUCGGUUCCUGGUUGCUGCAAAUGGCCCACCCGAUGAUUCCAAGCAUCCGAAACACGGAAGUCAGUAUGAAUACAUGACCCUACAGCAACCGGAAUCCAGUAGACAUCAAGCAGCCCGGUCGGAGAAAUCCGGAAAAAGUGUAGUCGUGAGAGUCGGUUUGCUGGAUUUGGCAAAGAGCAAACUUUAUGAAGCUCAGACUUUUUACGAUGAGUUCAGCGGAAUGUCCGAGGUUAAGGUGGCCCAGAAUAAGGUUAUAGAGAUUCAGGAUCAACUGCAGAUGGUUCAAGACCGGAGACGGCAUUUGCUUUUAGAAUUGACACUAAUUCGGAAACAGCUACAGGACAUUCAUGUGGAACUGCAAAGGGCCACUCGGGGGGAACACCGAUAUAUUGAACUUAUUAAAGAGGAGUUUGAUGUAAUGGCCCGGGAAAAGGAGAAAAGCCAAAUAUUCCAAAUCGUCGACCAGGAAGAGCGAGAUCUGUUUGCUCAUCUGACGUCGGCCGUCAAAACUUCCCACGAAAAGGAACGAACCCAGGCAAACAACGUGAAAUAUUGGUCCAUCAUUGGAUCCUGCGUCGGGGCACUGCUCGGGAUAAUUGCAACCUCCAUCAACUACUACUAUCGGAAUACUCAGUUCGAAACCAUUCGCCGGCUGGCUGGCGAUAGCGUCGAUAAGCUUGGAGAUGUCGAUGGCAAGCUGCUGGGACUUAUCAAAUCGGUGGACUUUGUCAAGGAGAGCAUAGAGCGGGCACGGUUCGAGGAACAGCAGCGAAGGCAACGGGAGGAGAAAGAGCGAAGGCAUUAUGGCCAGGCCUCUUCGUCCGCAGAGGGUUGGGGAAGCUACUUGAAGCGGAAAACUGUUGGCAUUUAUCGAUACUUCAUACCAAAUACCACUAACAAGAGGUGACGAAUUUUUCAUUAGACUUGAACCAAAAGCGUAAGUUGACUGAUGUUGCAAUUGUCUCGUUGACUUGGCUUUGCGGGAAUAUAAGUGUUAAAAUGUUAAUCUCUA
Molecule: messenger RNA, 1244 nt
Organism: Uranotaenia lowii
Lineage: Eukaryota; Metazoa; Arthropoda; Insecta; Diptera; Culicidae
Exons: 3
Coding region: 159-1139 (326 amino acids)
Source: RefSeq, a predicted model, not a curated record